Molecule: messenger RNA, 9704 nt
Organism: Pelobates cultripes (western spadefoot toad)
Lineage: Eukaryota; Metazoa; Chordata; Amphibia; Anura; Pelobatidae
Source: the annotation of a GenBank genome assembly
AUGGUGGUCAAGUGCUUCUUCGAUAUCGCCAUCAACGACAUGUCGGCAGGCCGCAUUGUCAUGACGGUAAUGGCGGGGGUCACAAUGCAGCGCUGGGAGCGGCCCUCACAUGGCCUCCGGGACACUUCCUGUCCGUACCGGCCCUCGGGGGCCACAGUCACUACAAUAACCAUGCCGCUUCCCCCCUCCAUCCCCCCAGCCUGGCCGGCUCCGAGGGCGGAUUCCUGCCAGGCCGCUCACUGUCAGAAUAACGGUACAGCGAGCACAGUGGGCGGGCUGGCAGGCAGGCUCUGGCCGGCCGGGCUGGGGUAGUGGAAUCCAUCUUAGAUGAAUCCAGCAAUGUGUGAUGGGCUCCUUCCGCCACAAAAUGUCUGCCCUCGGGCUGCUGCCAGCAUUCCCGCCCAUAGCGGCUCUCUGUAUACCGUGUGUCGGCGGUAGGCUGGCUGUGCACUGCCCGCCGCUCUGGGGGGAGGCUGCCCGCCGCUAUGGGGGCAGUCUUGUAGCGCGUUAUGGAAGCUGCCAGGCCUGCCUGCGGCCAUGCUUUAUUGUAGUGCGGGUCCUGCAUACCGCAGAACGCCCUAUACCUGGCAUUACAAUGCCGCCAUCUACUGGUGGCCGGUAGAAGCGCACACAACGGGCAGUGAGAUGCAGCAAUUAUAGAAUGCCCGUGGAAUCGAACGCUAGAACCUCUGUUCACACUAAUUGCUUAACACAGGGUUCAAGGUUUAACUUCAGAAUUUUUAGUUUUUUUUGGAGUUCAUAUACUGUUACGUCAGUCUACACUAUUUACACUGAAGGCUAUCACGUGCACUGCAUUACCUGGUAACAUAACGUAAGACUGGCCGGCCAGCAUGUCACGUCAAGCAAUUAUCUGACGCUGAAGUGCAGCCCUGGCUCUUUAUUGUGCGCACUGAUGUUUAUUAUGUCAUGCAUACAGUCUUAACUAUGGUGUCUCGUAUAGUUAACCAGCAGCUUUGUAUUCCUGGCACUAACUGUAUCACUUUAAAAUGACUAGUUCAAUAGGUAGGAUUGCCUUUGAGUAAAUCUUAUUUCUCAUCCUUUCAGUAGUGACUUGGUGUCCUCUGUGUAUAGCACAUCCUGCUAUUAUCUGCUGGUAGCUAUCUGCAUGAUAUGAGCAGUCUAUUUACGUUCACACAUUCAUAGGGCCUGCAAAGUUCCUUUUACCACCACCUACCAGAUCUUAGAAACUAGCUUGUCCUGCUACAUAAAGGCACUUGUUAGUGGCAAACUGAUUUUGGAACUCUAUCUACUUGUAUCUCUUCUGAAGCCUACACUUGGUCAUGUUAUGUGCUGACCUGAAAUCUGCAUUUUUGUCUUAACUAUUUACAGGCCUAGUAACAGUGUAGCCAAACAUGAUAACUUGCUGCAUGUUUUGCUUCUAUGUAUUUCACAUUGGUCUUGCAUACUGUAAUCAUGUUAUAUAAGCUAUUAAGUUUAUCAAGCUAAAAUAGGCAACAUUCAUUUGUAGUAAACUAUGCUUUUUAAAUAGCAGGUGUCAAAUUCAAGCAACUGCAGAGAACUGCUCAAUAGGUCAGGCACUCUACUCAACACCUUGAGCUUGUUAAAUAAACCCCCUCACUAUUAAUGCAGAACUAGGCAUAUAUUAACCAGUAAAUUACAGCCUGGGGUUUAAUUUCAUGAGGUCUUGACUGUCUCAAGGUAUCACUUAAAAUAGUUCUAAAUUGCACCAGGACAGUUUUCUCACUACAGCCUGACCUCUUCAUAUGAAAUCAUUGACUCUUGUUACAUUGCAUAAUUGAGUCCAAUGGAACGGUUUGGUGUCAUGCUCUUCAAAAUGUAAAUUGUAAAAUUGCAGGAUGGCUAAUAACUAGAGCGUUUACACCAAAUGCAAACCUUGCCACUUAUCAGAAAUGUCAGGUCUCUACAUAUUUUGAAAAGGCCUCUGCACCAAAACACUACAUUAAGAUGUUGUUGUUUUUUUUUGUUUGUUUUUAGUGUGCUUUAAAUUCAGUUAUUGGUCUUUACUGACUUUGUUCACAUCCAACCAAUGCAGUUAAUGAAGCUGUAUUAACUGGGUCAGUCACUGCCUGUUUAACAGAUCUAUAGUGCUUGCAGGAAGAUUAGUGAAACCAUUCCACUCGCCAUCAGCCACUUCUGUAUUUCUGGCUUCACAGACUUGGCGUGCAGUACCAUUUCACAAUUGACCAGGAAAUUCCCUGCUAAAUGGAUUCUCUAAAAUGGGCUUGCUAUAACACUCAAGGGCAAGUAGAGUAGGGAUCGACUGAUAUUGAGGUGGUUUUUUUUUUUUUUUUUUUUAACAGAUACCAACCUGUGAACUUUCAGGACAAUAGCUGAUAACUAUACAAUAUUUUGUAUAGUUACCACUUUGAAAAAAUAAACCAUAUCUACUAUUAACUGAACAUGUUUAGUUUUUGCAAAAAUGUUUUUAAGUGGUAAAGGCACAAAAUAUACAUGCCAGUCAGAUUAUCUUAUGUUUUCAAUAAUAUUUAGUGUACCUCUCCCCUCCCUGGUGUGCCUAAUUACCUCUCGUGGAGCAGACCAAGGUACAGGAAAGGCUGCAAAGACAGGAAGUGCUCUCUCAGUGAGCACUGUACAGGUCUGCUCUGGUCCACUCAACUAUGCUACAGAGUGACUGACUGGCAGAGGAAGCACUGAACACUUCCUGCCUGUCACUUAAUUCUUGCGCUCUAAUGCAGCUGUGUUCAUCCUUAUGGAUGUGCUAAUUCUGAAUUCUACAGGGAAAACAUGGUGGUCUGCUAACCCUACAACUAAACUCUCACAAACCACUUAAUGAAGCAGUCUGGGUGCAGUGGCCUUGUCGUGUGCAAGUGUUAAACUGCAGUGUUUACAUUGUAAGAUUAUGUACAGCUAGUUUCGGUCUUCCAGACAGCCACAAGAUGUGCUUCUGCCUCAAGAACAAGGUGAAACUUGGCAAGAAGAGCGCAGUUUGGCUGUGCAUGUGUAUCUCCAAUCAAGUGAUCCUCUGGGGAAGCAUUAACUUGGUUGAGGUCUGCAGCAGUCUUGACCUUGAAAUUGAGGAAUAAAUGUUUAAUGCAUUUUUCAAUAUCUAAAGUGGUGUGGUCGGUCUUCCCAACAGUAGAAGGGAACCUGUAGUACAGUGGGAGAGGGUGGUGGUACUAUUACAGGGUUUUUAAACCUCCUUUGACAGUGUCUCAAAUCUUAGCAUAACCAAACUGCUGGCUAAAAGCUUGCCUUGACAUAUGCAGAGAACUUCAGCAGAAAUGCCAAGUGCACAUACAAUCAAACUUCCUAGAUGCCAGAUUGCAAUACAUUCUAGGAAGACUCACUCAGAACAUGUCACUGCGCUGAAUGUAAUUUCUUGCCUCUCCUGUUCACCUUUUGGUUUUUUUUUUAACCCCAGUAAAUGCCAUGUCGCAAUGUGAUUAUUCUAUAAAGGUAAAAUCACUUUAAAUUUGUCAUGGGGCAGCAUGGAGUUCUGGCACUGUAACAAUUCAGCUGUUACUAUUUUGCCAUGAAUUGCACCCUGGAAUUGCAGCUCCUCUCUGCUGUAUGCAGGAAUGAUUCACCAGAUGGCAGGUGAUAGUACUUUAUUUCUCAGUGGGUGGCAAGGGAUGGGGCUGAGCAGAUCAGCAUAUCUGCUAAAAAAAUCAUCUUACUGCAGAUAAGGAGGAUGAGGACAGCAGUGUUUAAACCAUUGCAAUACAGUUUAAAUUUCUGAUCAUUACCGGGACAGUCAGAUGCAUCAGACACUCACUGUUGAAGCCUUGAGUUGUCAGGUGGAAUGUUUGUUUUUAAUGAAGGUUAUCAUAACUUGAUAUAACUGUACUUGCUAAAUCUCAAAUCAUGUGACCUCAAUUGCAUUGAUAGUCCUUUCUGACAGCCAUCUAUCUCCUAUUAAAUAACUUAAAAGUCUCUCUCAGUGGAAAGCUGGGACGUUAAGUAUCUGUUCUUACUAGCUAGAACAAACUCCAAAUCAAAGUACACAAUAUACUGCUCACAGGCUCAAGUGUUGAGCAUUUCCUCAUUCAUCUAUCUUUAAAGGAACUCAAACACAUUCCUGACCCUAUAGUGUUAAAGCCACCAUCUGCACCUCCCUCUGCUAUCCCCCUAAAUAUAGCUGCUGUCUCAGCCCCUGAUAUUCCUGCUUGGCUGACAUAAUCAGAAAUGAUACUCUGAGCCUAUCACAAUGCUUUCCCAUAGGAUUGGCUGAUACUGGCAAGGAGGUAGAGCCUGCCAAGCCAAACACGACUCUGGCCAAUCAGCAUCUCCUCAUAGAUGGCACUCCAUGCAUCUCUGAGGAAAGUUCUGUCUCCAUGAAGAUAAUGGAGGCGCUGAAAUGGCUAGUAAGCACCUUGAGUGGCCAGUGGAGGUAUCCUAGGCUGUAAUGUAAAGACAUUGUUUACUAUGAAAAGCAUGACUUUACAAUAAGCUGUAGUUCUGGUGACCAUAGUGGCUUAAGAUGCAGUAAAUUCCUUAGAUCAGUGUUACUAGCAAGCUGCUUGCAUAAAUCGUUUGGUCAACACGAAUAGAACACGUCCCAACUUCUCUAAAGCCUCUAAGUCCCUAACCCAUGAGGGGACUGGACCAAAAAUAAAUGUAAAUGUUCUGUCUUGUCUGAAGUACAUGGCUAACUUCAUGUCAUUUUAUGGCUUGUCACAGCUGUUUGUCCCUUCCUUGAUCACUUGCUGCCUCUAUCCUACUUAAACUAAGCAUUGCUAUGGAAGUCCCACAAAUCUGUCAAGCGGACUACCACUGCAUUUGCAAUACUCUGUAGGGCUCAAACCUGCCUCAUGUGAAUUAUGUUAAUCGUGCCCUGGCCAGCCUGAUUGGGUAGUCUUCUUGCAUAACUAGUGAAGCCAACUUAACAGAUGCCAGUGAAUGACGCUUCAUGGCAAUAUGCUCUAAAGCAAAAACUUAUCCUGCACCUGUACAUGUCUUUAAUGUGUUUUAAGCCUGUCUAGAUUUGGGACAUGAGGUCUUGAAUGAGAUUUAUUCAUGAGCUCCAGUUUGAAGCUUAGGCCACAUAACAAUCUAAACAUAUGUCCACUGUGGGCUUUCUUCACAGGCACUAGUCCUCCAGGUGCAAAUGAGCACUGCUGACUCUUUCCUUGAACAAGUGGCACUUAUAUUGGUAUAUUACUAUAAUGCUGAAUUACUUUCUUUUUUUUUUUUUUUUCUAGCUGAGAGAUGAUGUUGUACCGAAAACAGUUGGUGAGUAACUGGCAUUUGUUUCAAAUUAUUCUAACAAAGUCUCUAAACUGCUAGCAAUAAGAACUACUUGAAUUAAGUCAUGCCUUACCUGGCCCUCCUCUACCCUGCUGUGCUCGAAUUUAACAGGUGGGUGUUGCACUUCUGCAGCAACCACCUCCAGUCCACCUGUGCUCCUUUUCUGUGGUGUCCUGUUUGGGGACUUCUCCAAAACAGGACAACAUUUCCACUGACACACCGGCUUAAUUGCCAUUGUCUGUACAACCACAACUCCAUUCCUGUACUCCCUGGCCAGUGCCCUUAGCACAGUCUAGAUGCCAUGGCACAUUCUGUGAGGUUUCCUCACUGCUAUGGAGUGUCUGCUAAGGAUUUGAAACAGAUUUAAAGGACCACUAUAGUGCCAGGAAACAUACUUUUUUCCUGGCACUAUAGUGCCCUGAGGGUGCCCCUGCCCGGCUCUGUAAGGGGAAAGGGGUUAAACCGUACCUUUUUCCAGCGCUGGGCGGAGAGCUCUCCUCCCCGUCGGUUGAAUGCGCACGCGUGGCAAGAGCUGCGCACGCAUUCAGCCUGUCACAUAGGAAAGCAUUCAUAAUGAUUUCCUAUGGACGCUGGCGUGCUCUCACUGUGAAAAUCAAUGAGACAGCCACUAGAGGAAAUAGGGGAAGGCUUGACCCAUUCAUAAACAUAGCAGUUUCUCUGAAACUGCUAUGUUUAUUUAAAAAUGGGUUAACCCUAGCUGGACCAGGCACCCAGACCACCUCAUUAAAGGACCACUCUAGGCACCCAGACCACUUCAGCUUAAUGAAGUGGUCUGGGUGCCUGGUCCAGCUAGGUUUAACCCAUUUUUUUUCAUAAACAUAGCAGUUUCAGAGAAACUGCUAUGUUUAUCAAUGGGUUAAGCCUUCCCUUAUUUCCUCUAGUGGCUGUCUCAUUGACAGCCACUAGAGGCGCUUGCGUGCUUCUCACUGUGAUUUCAAAGUGAGGGCACGCCAGCGUCCAUAGGAAAGCAUUAUGAAUGCUUUCCUAUGUGACCGGCUGAAUUGCGCAUGCAGCUCUUGCCGCGCGUGCGCAUUCAGCCGACGAGGAGAGCUCUCCGCCCAGCGCUGGAAAAAGGUAAGUUUAAACCCCUUUCCCCCUUCCAGAGCUGGGCGGGAGGGGGACCCUGAGGGUGGGGGCACCCUCAGGGCACUAUAGUGCCAGGAAAACGAGUAUGUUUUCAUGGCACUAUAGUGGUCCUUUAAGCUGAAGUGGUCUGGGUGCCUAGAGUGGUCCUUUAAGUAUUUUUCUAGCUGUUUUCCUUUGCAAAUUAUGAAUUUGCUAGUACAAUGUAUACUUGGCUAUUUUGUUUUAAAAUUUUUGGGGAUGAGAGGAUUCCCUCUAAACCAGAUGUACAUUCUUUGUUUUUGAGUGCAUGAAGAAUGAUCCAUAUAUGCUGGUAAUGCCACAAUAGCAGAUACCGGCCAUUCGAGGGUAACAGAAAUAUGGCAUAGAGUAAGACUGCACAAAUCUUCUUAUAUGAACAAGCUUGACUUUGGGUAAAACAUUAGCAAGAAAAGGAUACAAACAAAUAUGAAAAUCAGCUAAGCAGACUGUCUUUAAGAUUUAAAAAGUGACGUCUGAAUAUCUAUAGCAAGUGUUUGCCCUGGAGCUUCUUGGUAUAGCAUAAUAUAUGAUAAACUACGCAAUGUAAAAGACGUAUGUCUAGCAUUAAUAAAAUGAUUUAAAAAAAUAUAAUACUGCUUGCCUGGUUAAACAGAUGGCUGAAAACAUGUUAGUGAGCCUGAGGAGAGGCAUGUAUGGGCAUGACAUUUCGAGGGACUUUAGCUUAAUAUAUAUUAAAGGUGGCUAGGAAGGUUAGUUUCAGGCUAUAAUAUAGGUUUAGUAGAUUACAGGAGCUGAUCUUUCUUGCGGCAGUCAGGCCCCGCCCCAUAUAUCUACUUUUAAUACUCCCAGCCUCAUCGCUCCACACAACCUCUUGUUUUCUUACUUUAGACACUUAUUGCAAAAGGUCCAGUGCUGGCUAUCAAAGUGGAAAUGGUAGAGUAAUGAGACCAAUAUAUUAAGCAGUGACAACAUGACUAGUGCUUUUCUGGGUUUUGCACUUAUUCAGCCACUAGAUAAAUGGUCCAGGCCUCCAACUGCAGUAUCACAACUUAAUCUGCUGCCAUAUUUGUCUAAAGUUCUGAAUAGGUGUUCAGACCUGACUUCUACAAAUGUCUAACAAGUUUCUUUAUCCUCUUGUAGUGAUGUCUAUCUUAAUUUUUUUUUUUUAUAUAUAGAAAACUUCCGUGUUCUGUGUACUGGAGAGAAAGGAUUUGGAUACAAGAACUCCUGCUUCCACAGAGUGAUCCCUGAAUUCAUGUGCCAGGUAUGGGUUGGUCUACAAAGCUUAUGUGGUGCUGUAGCUCUAUUGUGCUCAAAUAUGCACUCAAAGUACAGCUUUCUGUAGAGCUUUACCAUCAAUUUUCUUAGAUUACAUUACUUGGAAAACAAGCACAGAAACAGGGAUACUGUGUAUAGCACAAAACUAUUCUGCAGUGCCUUAUGAUUACUGACACAUCUUGCAGGUUCAAAACUAGAACACUAGUAAAGUUAUGGUGCCAGGAAACUCCUUGGUCCACACUUGCCUCAAGGGGUUAAACCAUUUCUCAGUCAGUCUGCAGCAACACUCGACACUUCCUGAAACAAAUGUCAGAAGCAGGAUGCCACUUGCAUGAGUUGAGAUCUAUGCUGGAAGCAACUCUGGACUCAAAUGUUAAACUCUUGAGGUAAGUGCAUCUGGGGGUCUCCUGGCACCAUAACUUAAUUUAGAUUUAGUUGUUAUGGAUGGUGUGUUGUGUCCCAACUCUAUAUACAGGUUGUGACUGUAAACUUGUCAAGCUCAGUCUGUUGCCAUGGAGCUGCCCUUGCUAGCAUAAGAGUUGACAUUGAAUAGUAACCCAGAAGCUUGCCAAAUAGGUUUUCAACUUUAUACCUAGUGCACAAGUAAAGCGGUUGCCACUAUCUACAUGGUUAACAUUUGAUGGUGUGUGAAAAUGUACUUCAAACCACCCAGUGUAAAAUGAAGAGCCACAUCACUAGAUGAGCUAUAACUACUUCAGGGUUGGUUUAAGUCAAAGUACUCUUGCUUAAUAGCAAGAUUUUGUGAUAAAAACUUGUCUCUAGGCUACCAAAUUCAUACACUUUAAUACAGAGUUGCAUGCAAAUUUUGGCAUUGAGUGUAUUUUCCUGUAAAGUCACUUGACCAGUCUUUCCUUACUAAACCUAAAGAUGUUUGCAGAUAUGUCAUCUUCUGGUAACAGUCUAAAUCACUAGAGCCUGGACUUGGAAAGCACCUAGUUCCAGGAUCGAUGUAUUGCGGAUUGGUUAAAAAAAUAAAAUUAAAAAAACAUACUGUGUAAUUAUCCUAGAUCAUAACUAGCCAUAGCACUCUCCCCAGCCUAUUUUGUUUAAAUUGCUUUCUCUUGUAAACGGAGUCUCUCAAAUUUCCUAAUCCUUUCUAUAGGGGGGUGACUUCACCAAUCACAAUGGAACUGGAGGAAAAUCAAUCUAUGGCAGCAAGUUCUGUGAUGAGAACUUCACCCUGAAACACACAGGACCUGGUAUCAUGUCCAUGGCUAAUGCUGGCCCAAACACAAACGGUUCCCAGUUCUUCAUCUGCACUGCAAAGACCAGCUGGUCAGUCCACAUAUUAUUUGCUAGUCAUGCAGAGAAAAUGUUGGUAGUUCUAGAUGUUGGAUAGCUAAAAUCUAUUCUGGUACCAGCAGACUUGCUGAUGGUUCUUGCGUUUAAAAUGUCAUAAAUUAAAUGUCCCUUCUAUUAAGGGAAAAUGGAGAACUGCCAAAUAAGGGUACAUUCCUGGCUGACACCAGGCCCCCAUAACUCCCUAUCAAAAUCUUAUGGGGGAAGAAGUCACCAGGCUCAUUCUUGCUAAACAGUUUAACUCUCACUUUUGACACUUGUCUCCUUGGCAGCCAGUGUUAUCUGAGGCCUCUACCACCAAAGAUGUCCCAUACUGUGAUCAGCAUUUUUCCUUAUGAAGAGGUGUUGAGCAAACUGUCUAGCCCAAUAAGUUGAUAGCACCCAGGGACCCCAUAACUACUUUAGAUGAAGUUGUGGAUUGGGAGUGUCAUUUACUGGGUUAUCUAGGCCUGCAUUGCAUUUUAAACUGGAAAAUUAACAUAUGGCACACCUGGCAAGUCAGUGACAUGAGUGUCCUGUUAUUUGCAGGCUAUAUUCAAACAGCUGGAGUCAUAUGCACUGCCUUUCUUCAGUGCACAAUCUAAAACAGACUAUAUAAAUUGCUUACUUUUACUGUAUGCUGGCAUUUGACUUUUAGCACUUGGCCUAAACUUAUAUUUUAUUUUUCCUCCUGCAGGCUGGAUGGUAAACACGUUGUGUUUGGACAAGUUACUGAAGGCAUGGAAGUUGUGCACGCAAUGGAAAAGUGUGGCACUCAGAGUGGAAAACCAAACAAAAAGAUCACCAUUACUAAUUCUGGCGAGCUCUAA